Lotus japonicus is the source of this 1131-nucleotide messenger RNA. RefSeq lists its product as uncharacterized. Gene Ontology annotation, molecular function: protein binding. Lineage: Eukaryota; Viridiplantae; Streptophyta; Magnoliopsida; Fabales; Fabaceae. The record is from RefSeq and is a predicted model, not a curated record. The transcript is spliced from 6 exons. Bases 82 to 834 code for a protein of 250 amino acids.
AUGAAAGUCCAAAGAGGAAAAGAGAAUGAUGGGUGGAAGAAGAGUGAGUGAACGAGUUGGGUUGAAGAAGAGGCGGUGAAAAUGAAGGUAACAUGGAAGAACAACAACAAGAAGCAAAAGCAACGUUGUUUACCCACCUUGUCACACUUCACUGAUCCUCCAUUUGAGCAUCAUCAUCAACAGGACCAACCCCAUUCACACCCUGAACAAGAAGAACAUAGCGAUGGAGUGCGUGCUGCUCCCAAUCCUGAUCAAUCCUUGGAGGAAGCAAGACAAUUGGCUAAGGAGUUUCAAGCUCAAGGAGACAACCUCGCUGUGGACGGAAAAUAUCGGGAAGCCCUAGGAAAAUGGGAAGCUGCUCUUACAUUGGCACCUGAUAUUCCAGUUUUGCACGAACAAAAGGCCCAAGUUUUACUAGAAAUUGGAGAUGCUUGGAAUGCUUUAAAAGCUGCAACUCGAGCUACUGAAUUGGAGCCAUCAUGGGCAGAGGCAUGGGUCACACUUGGCAGAGCACAGCUGAAUUUCGGUGAGCCAGAUAAUGCAAUUGAAAGCUUUGACAGAGCGUUAGCUCUUAAGGCUGUACUGGUUGAUCUGGGCUUGUAUAUUUUAAUUAGCAAAAUUGAACCAGAACAUCGCUGCAUUUUUAUUUUGGGCUUGUGGGUUGUUGUGGCAAGUUAUAUUCUUGCUACCUGUGUAUAUCCUGAUUACCAGGAAGCUCGAGAUGAUAGGCAAACCGCAUUACGCCUUGUAAAGAAGAGAAAGCAACUUCACUCGUCAGGCUUGAGUGAUAUUCAAAAUCGUUAUUCGGUUGGCGAGAAGGAUGGAAGCUCAUGAAAGCAGACAACAGGGGAGAUUAAUUACAACAUUCGUAAUGUUUUAUUAUCUUAGUUUCGGUUGAGACAUGAAACUUUUGUAUGCUUUCAGCAGCUCAGUUCUCAAAAGAUCGUUGAGAUGUACAGGUAGCAUGAUAGUUUUAUGAAUGUGAUGAAUUGUUUAAUGCUGAAAGAAAAAGUAAUAGGGUGUACAUGUGUAUUACCUAUUGUAGUAUUGAGUACCCAUAGAUUAUGAUAUAAGUAAGAGCUAUUGUAUCUUUAGUUUUAUUUUAUUUAUCAUCAUUGAAAAUUGAAGAAA